UUGCCAUCGCUUGGCCUCACCAGCUUAGAUGUCUUCUUCCGAUGGCUGUUUGACAAGACCCUGGAUGGUCCCUUCAGGCUGGAGUGUGUAUUUCUUCCUGACCAGGGGGCUUUCUUUGUCAACUACGUUAUCGCCUCUGCCUUUAUCGGGAAUGGGCUGGAGUUGAUGAGGCUUCCAGGACUGAUAUUGUACACCAUACGCAUGAUUAUGGCCAAGUCUGCUGCUGAAAGGCAGAAUAUUAAACAGCACCAGGCUUAUGAAUUUCAGUUCGGAGCGAUGUACGCUGGGAUGCUUUGUGUUUUCACAGUCAUCAUGGCUUACAGCAUCACAUGCCCCAUUAUUAUGCCUUUUGGUCUAAUCUACAUGCUGCUUAAACAUCUGGUGGACCGGUACAAUCUGUUCUAUGCUUAUCUGCCCACCAAACUGGACAGGAAGAUCCACUUCUCGGCUGUCAACCAGUCCCUGGCUGCCCCCAUAUUGUGUCUCAUGUGGCUGUUUUUCUUCUCUCUCCUGCGGAUGGGUUUGAAAGCCCCUACUCUGUUCACACUCGUCAUCCUCCUCCUGACCAUUCUGGUGUCCCUCUUAUAUGCUUGUUUUGGCUGCUUCAAACAUCUCAGCCCACACAAUUACAAGAUCGUGGAAUCACAGAUCGGCACAGAGGCCCGGAAGGAAGAUGAGGACAUUCGCCGGAGGUCACCUAUGUAUGUCCCUGGUGUAUUACUUUCUGUGGAUAUGGAUAAGGAGUCCCACCGAAACUAUGGAACCAUGGAAGAGUCAUCGGCACCCGUCUCUACGGAUGACCAGCAACCAUUUUUUGCUGAAUAA
This is a messenger RNA of Staurois parvus, 825 nucleotides long. The record is from the annotation of a GenBank genome assembly. Lineage: Eukaryota; Metazoa; Chordata; Amphibia; Anura; Ranidae.